GUCUCGUUAACUGUGGCCAGCAUACUGCUGUGUUUGGAGUGUACAGGUGUUGCAGAGAGGAAUCUCUUAUGUUCUCAGCAGCCAGGGACAGUGCAUAUAGAGGAAAUCUUGGUACCUUUAAAGGUCAUCAGGGCUCAUUCUGAAAAACACCAGCUGAAAUGCAUGCCUAGGAUGUCAUCUCUCAGCUAUACAUAGCAAACUCAAAGCUUCUUACAGAGAAACCUCUUACCAGUCACUUUCCACAAAUGGUGCGUAUACCUAAAGGUACUUAGUGAAAAUCCUUGAGAAGUAUUUAAUGCAAAAGCAGUUAGUCUCUCUGGUGGUUUUCAGGAGCCACACACACUACUAACAGGGAGAAGUGCAGACCAGCCACAGCACAACAGCUGGGCCAUUAACUCAUUUUGUCUUGACCACCCCAAGAGCUUGCCAAGAUGUGUGACAUGGGGGGGCUUGACAACCUGAUUGCCAACACGGCCUACCUGCAAGCAAGGAAGAGUGGAGAGGGAGACACCAAGGAGAUGCAAAAGAGACGUAAAAGCCUCUCACUGCCCAAGAUUGAACAAUGCGGAGAGGUCAGGCAGUCCAUGGUUGCUGAUUACGACAACAUCUGUGAGCAGCAGCCCAUUGGCAAGAAAUUCUUUAGAGACUUCUUAGAGACCGUGCCAGAAUAUAUGGUAGCUAGGGACUUCCUGGAUGAGGUGUCAAACUGGGAGCUGGCAGAGGACAAUGUCAAGAGCAGUACCAUGGAGAAUAUGAUCACCAAUUUUCUUAAGACGGGUUCAAAAAACUCUUUGGCUUUCCUGAGCUCUGACUUGUCCAGCAAAUGCCAGGCAGCUACUGAGAAAGACUAUGAGAAUGUCAUACAGCUGGCCAAGGAGGAAACCAAACUCUUUCUUAAAGACAAACCCUUUCAGGACUUCCAGACCAGCCCCUUCUUUGACAAAUUCAUACAAUGGAAAGUUUUUGAGAAGCAGCCGGUAACCGAGAAAUACUUCUAUGAGUUCCGAGUGCUGGGCAAAGGUGGCUUUGGAGAGGUUUGUGCCAUCCAAGUGAAAAACACCGGCAAAAUGUAUGCCUGCAAGAAACUGGAUAAGAAAAGAUUGAAAAAGAAAGGAGGUGAGAAGAUGGCACUGCUAGAGAAAGAGAUCCUGGAGAAGGUCAACAGCCCCUUCAUAGUCACAUUAGCUUAUGCCUACGAGAGCAAAAGCCAUCUGUGUCUUGUCAUGAGCCUCAUGAAUGGAGGGGAUCUGAAGUAUCACAUCUACAAUGUGGGAGAAAGGGGUUUGGAGAUGAAGAGGGUCAUCUUUUACUCUGCUCAGAUCACCUGUGGGAUUCUGCAUCUCCAUUCCAUCAAGAUUGUGUACCGGGACAUGAAACCAGAAAAUGUCCUACUGGAUGAUAAUGGUAAUUGCAGACUGUCUGAUCUUGGAUUGGCAGUACAAGUCAAAGAGGGAAAAAGCAUCACUCAGAGGGCUGGGACAAAUGGUUAUAUGGCUCCAGAAAUCCUGAAGGAGGAAGAUUACUGCUAUCCUGUGGACUGGUUUGCUAUGGGGUGUAGUAUUUAUGAGAUGGUUGCUGGGCGAACACCAUUCAAGGAUUACAAAGAAAAGGUCAAUAAGGAUGAGGUUAAACGAAGAACUCUGGAAGAUGAGGUGAAAUUUGAACAUGCCAACUUUACAGAAGAAGCAAAAGAUAUUUGCCGGCUGUUUUUGGCUAAGAAAAAAGAGAAUCGUUUAGGAAGCAGAAAUGAAGAUGAUGACCCAAGAAAACAUAGUUUCUUCAAAACAAUAAAUUUCCACAGGCUAGAGGCGAACCUCAUCGACCCUCCAUUUGUGCCAGAUCCAUCAGUUGUCUAUGCCAAAGAUGUUGCAGACAUUGCUGACUUCUCUGAAGUACGGGGAAUUGAGUUUGAUGACAAAGAUAAGAAGUUCUUCAAAAAGUUUGCAACAGGUGCUGUCCCUAUACCCUGGCAGGAAGAAAUUAUUGAAACAGGACUCUUUGAAGAACUGAAUGAUCCUAACAGAGUGGAGGGGGGUUACGCAAAUGGAGGUGAAGCUAAGUCAGGAGUUUGUUUGUUGUUGUAAAUACCACAUUGUUAACAAAACAUAGAAACCACCUCAGAACUUUCCACAUUCUGACGCUGUUUCAGAAGCUCAGUGUGACGGUUUAAGAAGAACCAUCGGUGUAAUAUGACAUUGACAGGCUAUGUAGGACUACCAGCUGUAGAGACUGUAUCAUUUUCCUUUGUUCUAACAAAGGAGAUAAUAUUCUUGUUUUAUUGGAGAUUUAUCACGAUGAAGAACCAUAUUUCUCUGAGAAACUUAGGAUGAUAGAAAUUCUGAAAUACAAAAAGAAGUAAUAGAGUGAAGAGACAACACAUUCUGAAAAGGACUGACUACUAUUUUGAAUACAAUGAUUUGUUGAUGUUCUUUCUAUUUUCCUGCUAUUUCUACUAACACUUCCUCUUUGUUCUAAAGUUCUCAGGAAAGAUUUUUUUUAAUUUUCAAGUAAUAAUCUCAGUUAGACAAUGGAGCUCAUAUACCAUGUCAAACUUGGAAUAUUAUUGGUUAGCCAAUCUCUCUGUUGUUUUCUUAAUUUCUGUUAGCUUGUGGAUGGUUUGAUUGUAAUAUGUCCAAACUGUCAUAAAAUAUAAAAGAAGGCUCUACGUUUCACUAGGAAAUAGGGCCAGCAGGAUCAAACUCUUUUCAAAGGUAACUUUAACAGAGUGAAGUUAAGCUUGCACCAAUUUGACUGAAUAAAGCAUUUAUUUAUUUAUUAUUAUUAAGCGUAUUUUUUAAUGUGAUAAUUACUUAUACAAAGCAAAUAUAUUGAUAAGUAAAUGCACAUCCUUUUUGACAAGCAGUUUUAACCUUUUAUUAGGUUUUCUGGGGUUUUUUUCUCUGUAUUGGUAAUGAAUUAAGCUACAGACAGACCAAGGCAAUUUGUGUCUGACUUUUUCAGUGCAACGUAAGUUUUGAUUCAGUAGUUGCAGAAUGCAUCCUACUCUUAAGUUCUGUAAUGGGGGAAAGGUUAUGUGUGCAAGUUGACACUGUCUUCAAAUGUUCAAUGACAUUCUGCAAAUGUUGUUCUGUUUUCUUUUUCAAUUUUGUGACAACCUAAAUUGAAUUUGGAAACAUUUCUGUGAAUAUUUCCUAUUGCUGAAGUAUAUUACUCAUGAGAUGCCUCCUGAUGAUUUUCUGUGGUAAGAAAAUAGGUAGUAAUUGUUUGCAACAACUUUUAAAACUGAUUCUUUAUGCUGUUCACUAUCAUCUCCCUGGCCAUAAUUUAUAUUGACUAAAGUGGAAGUUGAAAAUUCUCCAUUCCUUGGAGUCCUCCUAUUUUUUAUAGAGCAAACCUCCCGCUGAACUCAGGGACUUAUUUUAUAUAGGCACUGGGACUGAACUUGCACAUCAGUUUUAAAAGAGCAAAACCAAGAGAUAUGAUGUCUGCUAGAGCUGAGUCUGUCAUGUGCAACACAGAGCUUUAGUAUUUAUUUAUAUUCCAGUAGCUCAUCCCAAAAAUUGCUGUAGCUUUAAGUACUUUAAGUGAUUCAGUCACAGAUACUAAGCAAUAAAUUGAUAAUACAUUGUGGUGUUCUAAGUAGAAAAAGGAUUGUUCUUUUUUUCCUUUUCAAUUUGCUUUUCCAGUGUUUUAUAUACUUAAUUUUUAAGUGGAAAUAAUGAAGAACAGUGUUACUUAGGAUUAAUGGAUAAUUCUGUUCAUGAAUUAUAGCAUAUAAUUGUCUGCCUUUGAGGGGAGACUUUAUAUCAAAUGAUUUUAAACAAUAUAAGCUGAUUUCUGACUUGGGUCUUUAACUGAGAAGGAUGAUCCUGAAAGACUGAAAAGCAGUGGAGGUUGAGAGGAAAGUCAUGUGGUUCUGCCAUGGAUUUAGGAGACGACUUCCACUGCUGACACCCAGGAAUUUUGUUUCUCAUUGCUCUCACCUGUAGAAGGCUCCCACAGAGUGAUAUUAGGCUAAUAUUUUUAAGAAACCCAGACAGAAAACAUUA
Messenger RNA from Dryobates pubescens (Downy woodpecker), 4010 nucleotides. It is a transcript of the gene GRK7, whose product is annotated as G protein-coupled receptor kinase 7. Gene Ontology annotation, biological process: signal transduction; protein phosphorylation; regulation of signal transduction. The transcript is spliced from 4 exons. Gene Ontology annotation, molecular function: rhodopsin kinase activity; ATP binding. NCBI's taxonomy places the organism in Eukaryota, Metazoa, Chordata, Aves, Piciformes, Picidae. Gene Ontology annotation, cellular component: cytoplasm. The record is from RefSeq and is a predicted model, not a curated record. The coding region runs from base 432 to 2084 and encodes 550 amino acids.